GCCCACCGUCGUCAGGAGCCCGGGAUCGCAGCUUCUCCCCCGCUUUCCAAGCUGAACUGUUCCUCUGCAGUCGCUACCUGGUGGGAAGGACGACGGCCGCCCCGCCCCAGCCCCUGCCCAGGGACGUCCCUCCGAAGGAAGGUAAGGACAGGCGCUGUCGCCACCUGCGCCCCUCCGCCCUCUGAGCCCGGGGGUAGACACUCUGAAAACAGAUCAGUUCAUGCUGCGUAUGGAUCGUCUGCGCAAAUCCCUGCGAUAAAGGUUGAGACGGCCUGGGCGCCUUGCUCCUGCCCCUGUUAGUGCGGUUAUGGGGUGGAAGCAUGCCGCGUUCUCUGGAAAGGCGAGGACAGCCCAGAUAAGUGAUAGCCACAGCUGCCACUCACUAAGCACUCACUGUGUGUCUGGCAAAGCAGAACACUUUGGGAUGUGUUAUUUUCACGUGCUUCAUCUAAGGACCGGAUGAAGGAGGCACUAAUCCUAUGCUUAAUAAAAGGGAGGGGAAAUCAGAGCACAGAGAGGUUCCCUAAUUUAUCCCAGGGCAUCCAGCUCUAAGUAGAUCCUAGAUUCACACCCAAUUUCUGAUGUCAAAAGCUCUGACUUGUCUUAAUCUGAAGUCCCUCCAAAAGACAGAAUUCCUAGUAGGCUUCAUCGCUGUUCUUGGACAGACACAGAAACCCAAGAUUAGUGAAUUAAUUUCACAGAUUUGCCCGGUUCCAUUCUGGGGUGUCCACAAACUUCCAUCCUGGGCAGACACGGUGCUGGGUUCUGGGACACACUUCUCGACUCUAGGGCCUUUGAAGGCCUGGGAGGGUAUGUUUGGAGAAUCCGGUUUGUGUGGUUCUGGGGACAGCAUGGAUCAGUCCUCAGUGCAAAUGUAUAUAAAAGACUGAGAGGACCUGGCCCAGGUACCCAGUGGAAGCAGAGGUUUCACGUGGGCAGAGCAGUGGUGCAGGAGAGGGAAUCGCUUUGUUGGGGGGCAUGGGCGAGGCAGGCACGGUUUGGUGCGGGCAGUGGAGAGCUUCCUUGAGCCAUCAGGCAGAUCUGCAAGGACCUGUCGGAGCCUGGAGGCAGGUCACAUGGCAGGAUCAACCCACGGGCUAGCUGACCUGGGGGCAAGCAGGAGGGUGAUAAGAGCAUGCACUUAUGUGACAAGGUCCUAGAGGUGGCUGUGAUUUCUACACAAAUUCUGCUUUCCUUAGAGUGGAAGUGUAUGUGUCUGUGUGUGAGACAUCCAAGAUCAUUGUUUUUCUUCUUUGCAUUUCAAGUUUUAUCAUCGUACAGGCUGAAUAAAGCACUUAUACACAGAAAACUGCCGAGGAAAAAAUUACAUCGGAAAAGUCACUGGCGUUAUUCUCAUCAACGAGGCAUAUCUUAGGAAGUACUCAGUCACGCGUUUUGCUAAUGAAUGGUUUAGAGUGAGAGCAUGGGCAUUUGUUGCCAAGUGAGUCAUUGUAACUAUUAAUGCUGGCUGGGCUUCUAAGGGAGUUUGAAAGUGGCCUAACACCUCCUGGCUUUUAUGAAUUAUUGUUCUUGGAGAAUGGUCAGUUUUCCAGGGUGAGAUCUGUGAAUGAAAGCAGCAGGGUGGAACCAGGUGCUCAGAUGAUGGCACUUUGGACAACCUAGAAGAGCCUGGUACUUCAUGGCCUUGACUGGGAGAGAGCGGGCAGCCCACUUUUGACCUUCACUGUCGGUCACGUAAUUUGAGGAAGAAUAUCCAUUUGGAGCAGAAUUCUAAACAUGCAUCACAGAGAAUGGCUCUUGACCCUUUGGGUUCUUCUGUUGAUAAGGAGCUCAGAAGCUUGUACUUCACGUGAUUUCAUUACUGCCCUGGAAGGGGAACCUUUCUAUCUGAAAUAUUGCUCAUCCCUACCUGUGCAUGAGACAGCACCAUCCACCAUCAGGUGGGUCAGAAGCAGCAAGUCCCAUGAGCCCAUGGAGCUAAAGGCUGGCAGUUCACCCAGAAUUACUGUGCAUGGUUACACCUUGGAGUUCUGGCCAAUUGAAUCGGAUGAUGAGGGAAAUUACUCUCUCAAAGUGGGAAAUGAUACCAAAACAUGGACAUUAAAUGUUGUCAGAAGAAAUAAAACCAAAUGUUUUACUGAAGAACUAGUACGUAGUAGACUUAAGGAAGUAGAAAAAGUACUUGAUAUAGACUGUGAAAAUAGCUAUUAUCAACAUCUGGUCAACCAAACAUCAUUGUAUAAGAACUGUGAAAAGAUAGCUGAGAGCAAUAAAAACCCAUUGAUACGGAAGGAUGCUGAGUUCACCGAUCAGGGGUAUUACACCUGUGUGCUUUCUAUUCAUCAUAAUGGAAAACUGUUCAACGUCACCCACACUUACAAUGUAACAAUAGUUAAAGGUCUUGGUGCUAUAUCUCCAGCUCUUCUUGGACCAAAACGUCGCUAUAUAGAAGUGGAAUUAGGAAGUGAGGUAGAGCUCAACUGCACAGCUUUGGUGAAUGAAGAUGACCAGGUUUAUUGGGUCUACCAGAGAGAUGAUGGAUCAACUCUUAAUGAACAUGAAGGAAAUUUAACAAAAUUUCUGACUUCGGAGGGCAAAUGGUUUGCUUCAAGAAUAUUGAAAAUUAAGAACGUUAUUGAAAAAAAUCUAAAUUUUUCAUACAAGUGCACUGCAAUCAAUACAGCAAGCACUGACAUCCAAAACUUCAUCUUGAUUAAACAAGGUCGGGCUGACCUCCCAAGCCAUGUCUUCAGGAGAGGGAUCAUCACUGCCAUUUCGGUUUCGGCCGCAGUGGUGUGCCUCACGGUUCUGUGUGUCCUUUAUAGAGUUGACUUGGUUCUGUUCUAUAGAAACUUAACAGAGAGAGACGAAACAUUAACAGAUGGAAAAACGUAUGAUGCUUUUGUGUCUUACCUAAAAGAAUGUCGACCAGAGAACGGAGAGGAACACGCUUUUGCGGUGGAGACUUUGCCCAGAGUGCUGGAGGAGCAUUUUGGGUAUAAACUAUGCAUAUUUGAAAGGGAUGUAGCGCCUGGAGGAGCUGUCGUGGAUGAAAUUCAUUCCUUGAUAGAGAAAAGCCGGAGACUCAUCAUUGUCCUGAGUAAAAGUUACAUGUCUAAUGAAGUCAGGUAUGAACUCGAGACUGGACUCCAUGAAGCGCUGGUGGAACGGAAAAUUAAAAUAAUCCUCAUCGAAUUUACACCCGUGAGCGACCUCGCAUUCUUACCCCAAUCACUCGAGCUUCUGAAGUCUCACAGAGUUCUGAAGUGGAAGGCUGAGAAAUCUCUGUCUUAUAACUCAAGGUUCUGGAAGAACCUUCUUUACUUGAUGCCUGCAAAAGCUGUCAAGCCAGGUAGAAAGUAAUCAGGAAUCGUUCCCAUUCUUUUAGCAUCCUUCCCCUCAGACAAACUGAGUGUCAGAAAGAACUCGAGGUUUCCUAGGCCUUGAGUGUAUGAGCCUGUUCAUAAAGGCUAUCCUUCAAAGUAUUUAACUCUAUGAAACUCCUACUCACAGUCUGAAGAUGAAAUUGGUCAGCAGAUCCCCAGGGUCACAACUGAACACUGAGCUGUGGUCGUGUGUUCCCAGAAGACCCGGGAGUUAAGAAGUAGAACUCCUCUUUCUCCCUUGUCUGUAACUGGAUGCAGCUGCUGAAAUUUAAUCCAGUUUUCCACAAAUUUUGGACUGGACAUGAUGCAAAAGAGCUCAUGCUUUAUGAUAAGGGCACUUCUGUUUUUAAUGCUGAAGAAUAAUUUGAACUAGAUGAUUUUAAGUGAAUGACAUUUCCUAUGAACCGGUGGUGACAGAGUUUCUGGAAUUCUGCCUGUUCUUCCCAGUAACAGCCACCUCCAUCUGUGCGGGAUCGUGUGUGAGUGUGCUAGGGGAGAGCUGGCGGGCUGCCUGUAGAUAGGCGGUGAGAUAGGAGCCCUCAUGAGCAUGUCUUCAACUUUGGAAAGCCUCCCGUGCCUCUGUGCCAAGACUAAGGUCUCGGUGUCCUGUGUGGAGCUUGCUUAUUUGUUGACCUACUUAAGGAAACUGAUUAAAGGGAAUCUAAAACACCUUUUAUCUUGCAUGAGAAACAGAGUUUCUUUCUCUGUUGUUUUUUUUUUUAUUUUUUUAUUUUUUUUUAUUGCCAGUGGGCAGGUACUUUCCCCAGACACACACACACACACACACACACAC
Molecule: messenger RNA, 4140 nt
Organism: Tupaia belangeri chinensis (Chinese tree shrew)
Lineage: Eukaryota; Metazoa; Chordata; Mammalia; Scandentia; Tupaiidae
Gene: IL18R1
Product: interleukin 18 receptor 1
Exons: 11
Coding region: 1738-3324 (528 amino acids)
Biological process (GO): positive regulation of type II interferon production; interleukin-18-mediated signaling pathway
Molecular function (GO): interleukin-18 receptor activity; interleukin-18 binding
Source: RefSeq, a predicted model, not a curated record